Molecule: messenger RNA, 702 nt
Organism: Arvicola amphibius (Eurasian water vole)
Lineage: Eukaryota; Metazoa; Chordata; Mammalia; Rodentia; Cricetidae
Gene: Hoxa6
Product: homeobox A6
Exons: 2
Coding region: 1-702 (233 amino acids)
Biological process (GO): regulation of transcription by RNA polymerase II; anterior/posterior pattern specification
Cellular component (GO): nucleus
Molecular function (GO): RNA polymerase II cis-regulatory region sequence-specific DNA binding; DNA-binding transcription factor activity, RNA polymerase II-specific
Source: RefSeq, a predicted model, not a curated record
AUGAGUUCCUAUUUUGUGAAUCCCACUUUCCCUGGGAGCCUGCCCAGCGGCCAGGACUCCUUCUUGGGCCAGCUGCCCCUCUACCCGGCCGGCUAUGACACGCUGAGGCCCUUCCCGGCCUCUUACGGGGCAUCGAGUCUUCCGGACAAGACAUACACUUCACCUUGUUUCUACCAACAGUCCAACUCGGUCCUGGCCUGCAACCGGGCAUCCUACGAAUACGGGGCCUCAUGUUUCUAUUCUGAUAAGGACCUCAGUGGCGCCUCACCCUCGGGCAAUAGCAAGCAGAGGGGGCCCGGGGACUACCUGCACUUUUCUCCCGAACAGCAGUACAAACCUGACAGCAGCAGCGUGCAGGGCAAAGCCCUCCAUGAGGAAGGCACCGACCGGAAGUACACGAGCCCUGUUUACCCCUGGAUGCAGCGGAUGAAUUCCUGUGCGGGUGCGGUGUAUGGGAGUCACGGGCGCAGAGGCCGCCAGACCUACACGCGUUACCAGACGCUGGAGCUCGAAAAGGAAUUCCACUUCAACCGCUACCUGACUCGGCGGCGCCGCAUCGAGAUCGCCAACGCGCUCUGCCUCACCGAGCGUCAGAUUAAGAUCUGGUUCCAGAAUCGGCGCAUGAAGUGGAAAAAGGAAAAUAAACUCAUCAAUUCCACACAACCCAGCGGGGAAGACUCUGAGGCCAAGGCGGGCGAGUAG